AUGACGAGAACCGAUCCACCAAAUAAUACUAUGCACUGGGGCAUUAAGAGCUCCACCAACCCCGAGGAUGGCGGCAGAAUUGAUUCGGUCGCUGGUCAAGAUCUGAGACCUAAAGGGCGCAUCCGACGAUCAAUGACUGCGUGUAACACAUGCCGCAAGCUCAAGACUCGCUGCGAUGUCGAUCCGCGUGGCCAUGCUUGUCGUCGCUGUUUAUCUCUGAGGCUUGAGUGCGAACUCCCGGAGACAAACGAUCGGUUCCAGGAUAAUGCGUCAACCUGGUCAGAUGCCAGUGCCAUUCCAUCGAUAGAGGAGCGACUGGUCUCGCUUGAACGUGGCAUGGGGGAGAUGAUUCAUCUCAUGCGGCAGAUGGUGAACCAUUCCCCCACUACGUCUAGCAGCUUCACUUGGCAGGCGAGAAGCAACAGCAUAGACGGCACAGUUUCAAAUGACAGUGCUUUAUCUCCGCUAUAUUCCAUCAAGCCGGCACAGCUUAUUCGCGAUUUGCAAGUCGAAUGUUUUGGAGAAAGAGAUCACUUCUCCGCCGAUGCUGAUAUCCUCGGUGACAUUGUCACUCAAGGAAUUAUCGAUUCCAAGCUCUCCGUGAAAAUGAUCGAGUUUUUCGUUGAGUAUUUCGGCCAUUGGAUUUCAAUCGAUCGCCCUUCCAGCAUUCAACAUAAUACUCUUCUCUUCAACAUUGCUUGUCUUUUAGCUUCACGUUAUCUUCCUGGUUUGCCGCAACAGACCGUUCACGAUAUCUCAGUUCAUGUACAACAUGCCGUGGCGAAAAUGCUAUGGAAGCCCCCGCCCCUGACAAGCGACAUGCUACAAGCGUUGACAUUACUUUGUCUUUAUUCAACAUCUGUCCAAAAAGAAGGACUCAUGGAUGACUGGUUACUGAGCGGGAUCUCAAUCAACCAUGCCCUCAUCUCCUUCAACUUCCUCAACUCAUCACCGGGAGAUAAUUCCAACUCCGAUGGGUUACUUUCUCAAAUGCGUCUUUGGAAUACUCUGUGUGUCACUCAACUACACUCGGCCCUCGCAAAUGGUCGCACUGUCAACAUUCAACCGCAAUACAUUGAUCAAUGCCCCCGGAUUCUGGAACACGCAGGCGCCACGCCAGAGGACGGGAGAAUUGUUGCAGAAAUUCAACUAUACCGUAUAUCCCUCAAACUCCAACAAAGUCCACAUCGCCUCCAAUUCACCGACGAUUACGAAGAGAUCGAGCGCUGGAAAAUGGAAUGGGCACAUCUACUCGGUAAGCCUGACUUGAAACUCACCCAAAGUAUUAAGACUAAUAAACCACAAGCCAGCAGCGAAGACUCCUCCCUCGAACUAAAUCUAUGGUUCUGUCAACUCCUCCUGUAUCGUACAGCAGCCCGAAUCCACCUCGACAGCGACCGUCUCAUCCCAGAAAUAUGCGGAAAUGCCCGCCUAAUAAUAUCCAAAUUCCUCCAAACCAGCUUUUCAUCCGCCCCGGCUUUGAUCGACCACAUCUACUUCAUUGUCGGUUACGCAGCUCUCACAUUAUGCGACUACAACCCCUCCGACCCACUCAUCAAUCAAGUCCGCGGCUUCAUGCUACACCUCGCACCGAGUGGAGAUAACAUCUCCUAUAAGAUUGCCUGUAUCGUUGGCGAAAUGCAGCGCCGCUACUCAGAGGCAUCAACGGUUGUUUCUGAAAAUUCGUCCCCUACGGAAGUGAAGGGGGUACCUAUAUUUGGAACCCAUCAUUCCCGCAUUGGGAUGGAUAUCUCACAACUUAUGCCGGCUUCUCAAGCACUGAAUUCACUCGUUGAGGGAUACGAUUGUCUUCAGCAAUUAAUGCCUGGGUUUGCCUCUCAGCCUAUCUCGCAACCUAUCUCACAACCGUCGUUUGAGGCUGCAGAUAUGUUUCAGCAUUCGGCUCCUGUUAUCGGUGGAGCUAUGCCAGUGGGGUUGGUCCCGAGGGCCUUGCAUGAUUGGUGA
This is a messenger RNA of Penicillium salamii, 1965 nucleotides long. Lineage: Eukaryota; Fungi; Ascomycota; Eurotiomycetes; Eurotiales; Aspergillaceae. The record is from the annotation of a GenBank genome assembly.